Molecule: messenger RNA, 307 nt
Organism: Staurois parvus
Lineage: Eukaryota; Metazoa; Chordata; Amphibia; Anura; Ranidae
Source: the annotation of a GenBank genome assembly
UGAUCCAGAGAGGAGAUCGAUUGAGUCCGCUAGCAGGUGGUGCUGUGCAUGUACAACAUGGAUGGUAUGCCUGGUGGAAUCUCCAAGGUGUCUGUCAGCAGAUGGUGCUGUGCAUAUGCAGCUGAUGAAAGAGAGCGCCUGGACUCAUCUCGUCCUGCACAUGCUCAGAAACGCUUCGCAUUUUGAUGACGUCAGAUGCCACAUCUUGCCCUUAGUGCCUACUGGACUACCUUCACCCCUGCCCAUUUGGAACUCAUCAAACAUACAUGAAUUGCCACACCAUGCACCUGUUAACCCUUUUGUAGGG